AAAGAAGAAAAAGAAAGUGCUCUUUGAAAAAAAGAAAAAGAGAGGAUUAUCGAGAUUGGUGAAAAGACAUUCCUACCAAACGAAGUAAAAGCAAAAGCAGAUUGUUAAAGAAGAAAAGCUAAUUUUGCUGAGUGUGGGAGACAGAAUUUCUGGUUUGUUAGUCUUUAGUAGUGUUACAUCAAUCAGUUAUUGUUCCCAGCACCAACAAUUUCAGUGACCGAGGUGACUACUAUAGCUGCCAUUAGAAGAAGAAGAGAAAUGGCGACGCUGUCGCAGCAACACUCCCCAGCCGCCCAUUCCUGCCGCUCUCCGCCGCCCGCUAGUGCCAUCACCUCUCCCGCAAGCUCAUCCCCCAACCGUAUAUUUUCUGAUGUAGCAGGGGAUAUUACUAUUCAUGUUGAUGGAGAGUCUUUCCUUCUUCACAAGUUUCCUCUGGUAUCUCAAAGUGGGAAGAUCAGAAAAAUGGUGGCAGAAGCAAAUAAUAAUCCAUCAAACCAUAUAGAACUUGAACUGAAUCACUUACCAGGUGGGGCCGAGGCAUUCCAGCUUGCAGUAAAGUUCUGUUAUGGCAUGAACUUUGAAAUCACAACAGCAAAUGUGGCGCAUCUACGUUGCGUGGCAGAGUACUUGGAAAUGGAUGAUGAUUAUAGUGAGGAGAGCCUCGUUUCGCGUACAGAAACCUAUAUGGAUGAAGUGGUGGCUCAUAGUCUCGAGAAGUCAAUCGAAGUUUUGGCUUCUUGUGAUACAUUGCUACCUGCUGCCGAAGAGUUAGGGAUUCCAGGGAGAUGCAUUGACUCCAUUGCCAAGAUUGCUUGUCAAGAGCAACUUGUAUCUGGUCUAUCACAUUUGGAUUUUGAAGAUGACAGCGGAUCUCUGGAAUGGUGGGUUGAAGAUCUCUCCAUUCUUAGAAUUGACUCUUACCAUAGACUCAUUGUUGCUAUGGGCAAAGCUGGGGUACGGACUAGUACCAUUGUUGCAUCAUUGAUGCAUUAUGCACAUGUAUUUCUAAAAGGUAUAGGGAAACCGCACAUAUGGAACCCUGCCCGGGCAUAUCCUAUUGUGGUAGAAAACAAACAGAAACUCAUUGUCGAGAACCUCGUCACUCUAUUGCCUCAAGAGAAGGGGUCGUCAUAUUAUGUCCCAAUAAGUUUUCUAUUCGCAAUGUUGAGGAUGGCGAUCGUGGUGGAUGCCACGUUAGCAUGCAGGCUAGAGCUCGAGAGAAGGAUUGCCUGCCGGUUAGAAAUGGUUUUACUUGAUGACCUUCUCAUCCCUUCCACUCAGACAGGCGAUUCUUUGUUUGACAUCGAUAUGGUCCACCGGAUCUUGGUGCAUUUUCUGCAACGGGUCGAAGAUGAAGAGAAUGUGGACUGUGGGUAUGAAUCUGAAGCUAUCGGCUCUCCAAGCCAUGGCUCUAUAUUGAAAGUUGGACAGCUCAUUGACGCUUAUCUAGCCGAAAUCGCUCCUGACCCGUAUUUGAGUCUUGAUAAGUUCAUCGAUAUGAUAGCGGUUCUACCAGAUUAUGCUCGUGUAUUAGAUGAUGGACUCUAUCGAGCUAUAGACAUCUAUUUGAAGGCACAUCCAAAGCUAUCUGAGCAAGAAUGUAAAAAGCUAUGCAGAUUCAUAGACUGCCAAAAGCUGUCUCAAGAAGCCUGCAACCAUGCUGCACAAAACGACAGGCUCCCUGUGAAGAUGGUGGUGAAAGUUCUAUACUUUGAACAGAUCCGUUUGAGAAGUGUCGUGUCUGGGGAUUCAGGAGACGGAUUUCUGUCACAAAAAAUAAGCAGCGGUGUCACUAGUGCAGCUGUGUCUCCUCGAGACACAUAUGCUUCUCUGAGGAGAGAGAACAAGGAAUUAAAGCUUGAGAUAUCAAGAAUGAGGGUGAGACUAAGUGAUCUGGAAAAGGAACAAGUGUCCAUGAAACAAGGGAUGGUGGUUAAAUCAGGACAUGGAAAAAGUUUGUUAACCUCUAUAUCCAAAGGCAUAGGAAGGAUAGGUAUUUUUGGUGGUCCGGCUGGUGGGAAGCAACACAAGUAUGCGCGGAGAUCAAGGGCGCCAGAAGGAAAAAACUGUUAAUCACAGGUAAAAUGCUGACAGUCUGGUAUGCCUAUCUUGGGGGAGCUGUCUGAGGGAAAUAGCGCCCGACCAUGCCAUUCAUGUACUCAAAUGAAGCAAGCAAUACCCAUCCAGAGUGAAUAGGAAAAUGAGUAAUUCACUUGAGCGACUGUUUUGUUGUCUAUGAUUCUAUGAAUAGCCUAGCUCAUUUAUGCAUAGUCAGGGCAGAGUGAAGACUGAAGAGUGGAUCGGGUUGAACAGCUGACUACAUUGAAAUUUUUUUAACCAUAGAGGGAUGAAGCAGUUUGGUUUGAUAUAUAAUGAGCCUCAUAACUUAUUUUUGACUCGAACUUCUUGUAUAUAACUUUAACAUUGGGCACAUGCACGAUACAAAUUCAAGCUUAAAGUGCUGCAGUCUUAUGUGCAUGUGGGAAACUUGGUGAGACUUGUACUUUGUACAUGUUGUAUGAUGGUGUAUGUGAAUAUUGGUGCGUCGAUCAACAUUGAGGCAGUAGGAUUCCAAACACAUCUUGUUUGGGUCUGAUUGUUUGCAAG
Messenger RNA from Cuscuta europaea, 2607 nucleotides. NCBI's taxonomy places the organism in Eukaryota, Viridiplantae, Streptophyta, Magnoliopsida, Solanales, Convolvulaceae. The record is from the annotation of a GenBank genome assembly.